AUCGAUUACUAGGUGGUAUUUUCGCUCAUGGCUAGGAUUCAUUCCAACAGAAGCGAGGUGCCAGAGAGUUUCCUCCGCCGAACCCGCCCCGCCUGAUGGAUAUCCACAACUCCCACCAUUUGCAUUCCUAGUAUACUAUAUAAGGUUCUCCCAGUUUCCCCAGUCCUGAAUGCUAGCAUGCUUGUUUCCUCUGCUCUCCAACGCACAAAAUCACCAUGAAGCUCUCCAUCCUCCCCCUGGCGGCUCUCGCCCCUCUGGUCGCCGCCCAUUUCGAGCUCAAAUAUCCCACGAGUCGCGAUGGCACUGAAGACAACAUGGUCAACUUCCCCUGCGGAAGCGCAGCGCAGUCCUCCAACCGCACCCAAGUCUCCAUCUCCGCCGGCUCCUUCCCCGUGGCGCUGUCCAUGGGCCACUCCCAGACUGCCGUCGAGGUCCUCCUCGCCCUGGGCACCGACCCCGGCACCAACUUCAACAUCACCCUGCACAAGACCUUUGAGAUUGAGGGCUUGGGUGCCUUCUGCCUACCCCACAUCCUCUUCGAUGAGUCCAUCCUCGGCACCAAUAUCACCGACGGCAUGAAUGCCACCGUUCAGGUGCAGAGCAAUGGCGACCCUACUGGUGGUCUCUAUGCUUGCGCCGACAUCCAAUUCUCCUCGACCGUCAGCUACGAUGAGCCGUCCACCUGCAAGAACAACACCGGCGUCAAGGCAGUCGAGUUUACCGGCGCCGCUGCUGAGCGCAACGCCAACGAGUCGACUGCCACCGGCGGUGCUCAGGACAGCUCCUCCAGCAGCAGCUCUACCUCCAGCAGCUCUAGCAGCAGCAGUACUGCUACCUCAACCGGUGCGGCUGUUCCUCUGCAGCCUGCUGCCUGGGGUAUACUCGGUGCCGCUGUGGUUGGUGGUCUUGCUGUUUUGUAAAGAAGAUUGAACAGAAAAGCAAGACUCUUAAGUGCGCCAGGACUGCUUCUACAAUCCCUAGAAGUAUACUCCGUUGGUAAGGUGGGAUGAAUAGGAGAGAGAAAAAAGCACCUCAAGAUGAUAAAAGAAAAGAAAAGCCCCAAUGACAUUUCGAAGGAUAUGAUCAUGAUUGACGAUAAUUAUUCCCACACCCGCGACUCGUUUUUCAAUAAUGAGCCUGUACUAACUUUGUACAUACUCCUUAAUAAUAUAUGACUGGGACCGCUUUAAUAUGAAGCAUAUG
Messenger RNA from Aspergillus saccharolyticus JOP 1030-1, 1203 nucleotides. RefSeq names its product putative GPI anchored protein. The record is from RefSeq and is a predicted model, not a curated record. The transcript is spliced from 2 exons. Lineage: Eukaryota; Fungi; Ascomycota; Eurotiomycetes; Eurotiales; Aspergillaceae. The coding region runs from base 216 to 920 and encodes 234 amino acids.